AUUAUGUAUAUGGGAUAGGGGUCUGUGGUUUCUGGUCCCGUGUCCUGCACCGUGUGUCGAGGACUAGUUAGCUAGCUUGGCGAUACAAUAGCUAGCAUACGUAACGACACAGGGUAAGGCAGACGGAUACUACAGAUUCCUGAAGAUAGGCCAAGGCUUGACGAGGACUGCAUAAAUUAAGACAUUGUAGUAGCGAGUAAUACUGUUUUGUUGCUGAAUAAUGUAUGAUUUAGCUAACUAUGUAGUCGGUUAGUCGUAAUGUCACGACCUAUGACUCCCCGGUUAAAUAUGUCUGGCUGUAUCAUAAAUCCAAUGUCUGUAGUCAGAUAAGUUAAACACUUGAACGUUAGACUACCCUAUGCAGUAGGCUAUUGAGGGUUUACAUUACUAACUAGCUAGGCCAGCUAGCUUUAUUGUUUAAUUGGGAGUUCGGGGACAGCUGGCUAGCUAGAAACGGCCUAGCUUGUUAGCGAACUGUGGUUUUCUCAUUACCGUAACGUAACGUUCCUUAGCUUUCUGUUUUAUGCCAGCCUUUUAGCCAUGCUCGGUAGUUAGCUAACGUUAUCCUUUAGUGUGACGAAUCACUGUUAACUAACUAGCUAGUGCUAGUUUGCUUUUAUAGUGCUAGGCUAAUGUUAGUGAACGUCAAUGUAGUUAGCUAAGCUAGCAUUAUGUACCGGAAGUCACUGCUGUACUAACUUUACAAUGUAUGUAGCCUAGUAACGUUUACACUUUAAAAUUAUCUGAAUUUACGCCUUUCGUUUUGUUUAUUCAGUUACUAGUCGUUCGUAAAUUUACGAAUUCUCGAUGUUUUUUUUUUUUUGUUGUUGUAGGUUUUGUUUUGUUUUUUGCUGUCACAAAAUAUUUAUUUGACCGUUGACGUCAUGAGCUUGCCUGGUACAAAAAAGAGAAACCGUUGUGAAUUUCCACGAAUAGUACGCCGGCCUGGGACCUCCUGGAAAAAAAAAUCAAAAGGUCAUGCGUGUCUUUAGUUCGGAAUUCCUUUAAUUACAUGCAUUUCAAUCGAACUUAUAAGUAACACUACAAAAAAAUCUGUGUUUCAGAGUACUCAAGAAAGCUAAAUCUCUAAAUAUGUAUGAAAUCUUUAAACCCUCCACAACAUCCUCUAACGUUACUUCUGAUGUGAGUUCCUGUUCAGAAAAAUAAACCUGACUUUUCCAUCUAAAUGGUGGCUUCUCAUCCACCCCGGGCAAACUAAGGCCUUCUGAUCUUAACGAAGUGGUUUAGCUGAAUGGCCUGGUGUUCUCAGGAGGGAGAUGCAGCUUGCUUGAGCAAAGAGCGCCAGAACAAGCCGUGAUGAGCAGCAAGGCUAAAGUGGGCGGCCACAGGAGGCUGUCGUCCUAUGUGGUGGACAGCAUGAAGACAUCCAAGCCGGAGUCAGAGAGGGACUCUGGUUUCUCAGAUGGCAGCUCGGGCUACUUGAGCGCCGUGGACCAGAUGGACUCGGAGGACACCGGGAGGCGGGGCAGCCAGGCCGCGUCCCAGGUGGCGGUGAUGACGGGGUCCUACCCCAGCCUCUCCCCGAUGAUCAUCAUGAACAACGUCGUCCUCAAGCAGCCGAACACACCAGCGCCAGCCCUGAAGCCCUGGGGGUUCCAGCCCACUGCCCUGGAAAUGCUUCCUCAGCCCCAGGUGGUGUUUCUGCAGCCGGUGGUCUCCAACAGCACCGGCGCCUCGCACAAGAGCCCCGCCGACAAGCGACGGAAAUCCCGGAAGUACCUGCCCAUCCUCAAAUCCUACCCCAAAAUCGCGCCUCACCCCGGGGAGGGCCUCUCGGAGAAAGCCUCCUCCUCCUCCUCCUCCUCCAGGCCGAACGGUCUGUCCUCCGGCCAGGAGCGGCGUCACCGCCACCGGCAGAGACGCGACGCGCUGCCCGUCUGCCCGGUUCGGUCGGCCAAGCCCGCCGCUCCCGCCGCCAUCCCGUCCGCCGCUGCCCCCGCCCCGCCCGUCUCUCUCUCCCGCUGCGCCCCACUCCCCACCCCCGGCGUCGCGGACACCGCCGCGACCGCUAACCCGGCUAACGGCCCGGGGCCGGCCCUGUCGCGGCCGCCCUCCGCCUCCCCCGCCCUGCCCCCCGAGACUGACGCCCUGGUGCCCUGGGCGUGGCCUACUGGGCCCGAGUCCCAAGAUGACGGGAGCUGCCUGGGCUCCCUCCCCGAUGGCCACAGCAAGCAGCAGCGCUUCUGCAACACCUACAACAUCCUGCACAGGUCGGGCCUGCUGGGCAUCACGCUGCGCACCAAGGAGCUGAUCCGGCAGAACCGGCGCACCCAGGGCCAGCUGGAGCAGCUCAGGCAGCACGCCGGCCUGUUCGUGGAGGCCGUGUGCAGCGACGACCCGCAGGUCUGGACUAGGCUGCAGCUGAGCAUGAUGGAGACCGGCUCCGCUGGACCGGAGGAGCAGGAGGGCAGAGAGAAGGACACACUGAGCAUGCUCCCCUGAGGCUGCGCUGUCACCGGGGGAGGGGUCAUGCGUGUCCCUGACCCACCGGCUAACAAACGCACUGUUUAGUCUUAACCCCCCCCUCGCCGUCUGUUACCGAGUGACACUGCAGUAGGCUUCACUGUGCUUUCCCAGCAGUUGACCAGUGAGCAUCGCGGGUCACUGAGCCUGCUGUGGACCUGGCAGCUCGGAACUUGCUUGGCACAUUCGAUGUAGAAUCCAAGACAAAACAUUCAAUGACUAAACGCAAAAAAAAUGCUGGUAAACAAAUUGAUUUGGAAAGUUGAACUUGACUGGCGAGGUCACGCUCGCUGCAGCUGUUCAGCUCAGUACCAUUCAUUCCCAGUGAACUGGCUUGUGUAGACCGGGCUAAGUGGGGAUGCAUUCUCUGCGGGUUCUGACUGAUGAAGACGUGGAGCAGCGGUGAGAGUUCUGUCUCGAGUCUGCUGUGAUUUAUUUUUUUUUCUUCUCCGCGGGGCAAAGUCCUGUCCUUGCUUCAUUCAUAGUCUUAAACUGCUAAAUGAGCCUAGCCUUGUGUAAGCUGUACUAUUUUAGUAAUGCCAUAGGCAGUGUUUUUAUUCUUUAUUUGUAUUCGGCAAAUAAGUUAUUCAAGCCUAACGUAUUUAUUUGGUGUAUCCUCUUGCACUUGCGUCUUGUUGAAGAAUAUCUCCAUUGAGCAUCCAACUAAGUUGGACAGCAUCUCAUUCUAGCUGAAAAGCAACAGCAUUGAUUUGAAGCUUCUGUUUUCUAUUGAGAGCUACGUUGUUUUUUUUUUUAUCCCAUGGUUUCUCCAGCUGGCAAAGCCAUCGUAUCAACAAGUGAUUUUAGCUUGCGUUAGCAAGUGGUAUGUUCGUGAAUUUGGUGGACAAUCUAAUUGGUGUAAAUGAAAUGACUGGUGACCAACCGCGUGUGUGCGUGUGUGUGCACGUGCGUCAGGGCACACACAGUUCACGCUUAAAAAGGAUGUUUACUGUUUUUAGGUAGACACUGCUUAUGCCGCAGUUCAUCUGUCCUUGAAAAUAUUUAUGAAGACCCGCCUUAUUAGCAGUGCAGUAGCUAAGCAAGAGCAAGUGCAUACCAAAUGUAAGCAGAUGCUCACCAAUGGGUGAAAGUAACAGUGAAAGAGAGUGGACAUGGUAUCCCUUCGUUUAAAAAUGAACAACAUGAAGAACUUUUCAGAGUAUACCCAGCCUCUUUCCCUUUUAUUAAAGUAAUAAAGGACUAAUAGUUACUGAAGUAACAUGCAUUCUGAAUGCUUGCCUGCAUUGUUUUGGAAGUAGAUUAUUUGAGUGUUUGGGGUAUGAUGUUGAGUUUGUACUUUGCCAUCAUAGUUGCUCGAAAUUCAUAUGCUGUUAACACAUGCUAUUAUUCUUGCUGGUUGUUCUUAGUAUCAAAAUGAAGUGAACAUUACUGUACCUACUUUUGGAUUUUAUCUGAUAUUUUAUCUUAUCUUUUUUUUCUUUUUCUUUGGUGGGACAGUUGUGCUCUGUGAUGAUGCCUUUUGACUUCAGAGGGGUCAUUGGACUAACUGUAAGACCAUUUGCUUCCUGUUGAAAGAGCUAAUUUGUCAUUUUUCUUUACCCCUGAUUGUGUUCAAGUGUUUAACACUAUUUCACAAGCAUGAGGAGCUGUGUUCAUUUAGGUAUUUCCAUCAUCUCUUGCCUGGCAUGCCAUUGCAUAACAGUGUAUGGAAUCCAUGUGCAUUGUAUGUUAAUGUGUGCCCAUAAAUGUACAGUUGCAAGAAAAAGUCUGGGAACACUUUGGAAUUACCUGGAUUUCUGUAUUAAUUGUGGUUGGAUCUUCAUUUAAGUCGCAAUAAUGGACAAAAGCAUUCUGCGUAAACUAAUAACACACACAAUUGCAUUUUUCAUGUUUGAACACAUUAUCCAAACAUUCUCGGUUUAGGCUGGAGAACAUACAACGGUUCACAUAUCUAGUAUCAGACUUGCACAAUGGCUAGGAGGGAUUUCACUCCAUUCCUAUUUACAAAAGUGCUUCAGUUCAUUGAUAUUUCUCAGAUUACUUGCAUGAACAGUCCUCUUUAGGUCGCGCUACAACAUUUCAAUUGGGUUAAGGUCUGGUCCAACAAAUGCAUUUUCUUCUGUUUAAAACAUUCUCUUGUUGAUUUAUGCAGGUGUUUUUGGUCAUUGUCUCACGGCAUCACCAAACUUCUAUUAAGUUUCAGGUGACAAACUGCUACCAUGACAUUUUCCUAUUAAUUUGCUUGAUACUAUUUUGAAUUAUUAGAUCCCUCAGUGAUUACAAUCUGUUCAGGCCCUGAGGCUGCAAAGCAGCCCUAAGACAUGAUGCUCCCUCCACCAUACUUCACAGCUUGGAUGAGGUUUUGGUGUUGCAAGAAGUACUGUUGUUUAUUAUUAGUUUAAGCAGAUUGUGUUUGUCUAUCAUUGAACCUUGAUGAAGAUCAGACCAUACUUAAUGAGUAAAUAAUGCGGAAAUCCAAGCGAGUCCAAAGGGUGCACAAACGUUUUCGUGCAACUGUAGCUCAACUUCCCCGCCACUGUUUGUGGGGUGGCGUUUUUGCUAACGAGAGUUCAUUGUACUGAACCGCUUCAUACAACGGUCACAGCGUGUACUUGGGAGAUGGUGAAAGACUUCAGUGUUGCAUGUCAGAAGCGAUGGUCUUCUCCGCUCAUUUCUGUUGGAAUGGAUUAAACUGGUUUCAUGUGAAAGCCGAAGGCGUGGCCAUUGUAAUGAGUGGUGCUGCACUCGCCUUCAGGCCUCCCCUGUUGGGUAUUACCGUUUCAAUGGCAGCCAUGGUUAUCCUUUCUGUUGCUGAAUUAUCAGUACACUUAAAAUGUCAUGAUGUCAUAAUUUAUUAUUGCUCUGGAAUAGUGACAUCAUGUAAUCUCUGUUUGUUCAUUUUCAGUUUAUAUGUUUUUUUUUUUUGCUUAUUAAUGUGUUUAAAGUGUCUGUAAAUAACAAGCUUUUUUUGAAUUCCUCUGUGUGCCACUGAAAGUUAUGUGUUCUUAAAAUGUGACUUGUGCAUAUAAUGUACUAGACAAUGGGUCUUAGACAAAUGUGUGUGUGUUUGCGUGCGUGCGUGUGUGUGUGUGUGUGUGGUUGCUGCUGGUAUUUGGUCAUCUUCUAGACUUUAGGUAGAACUUGAGCUACUUCCUACCUUUCUAUAUCUGUGUGCACAGCAGUGGCUAAAUGAAAGCCAGUCAGUGCGCACGCAACGGCCUAUUUGCACUGCAUUGCUGCCGGUGACUAUAACAUACCACACAUCUUGUUGUGUUCCUCAGAAGUAAAUAAUGGGUGGACAUUUGGAUUUUCAAAAUGUACAGUGGUGUAAACUACACUGGAUCGCUGAGAUUUUUUCAAAUUUUAUUUAAUUUUUAUUAUGUUUUGUAGCCUGCCCUCUCUAUGGGGUGAAUUUAAUCUAGCCAUGAUGGUGCUUUUUCCUUUACUUGAGCAACACGUCAACAAGAGUAAGAGUUUAACUACGCAAAGUAAAGGACAAAGUUCCUUAGUUGUUUGAAGGAAUGCACUCUAUUAUAUUUGCCUGUGUGCAUAUGUUUUGCAUCGGUUAAGUAUUCCAACCAGGUGGAAUAAAGUGUACUCCGGGUGGGGGGGGGGAAGCACAUGGUUACGGUUUGGAAAUACUGCUGUAAGGAGUAGCUUGUCUUAAUUGUUGGAUAGUUGUAGCACAGUAGUGAGUUUUACUUGGUUUUCGAGAGAAUUUUAGUCACAAUAGUUAAGAAACGUACUUUGAUAUUUGUGGAAAAGCAGUACCUCGUGAAUUUAACACAGGUUUCCCUGUGUUUUGCAGUAAUGUACUGACUUUACAGAUGUGAAUUGUUUUACUGUCCAUAAGGAACCACAGAAACAUGUUGUUUGAUGUGAUUUUAGGAGGAUUGGCAAAAACAUUUCAUUUUAUCCCAAACGAUCAAUGUGUAGCUCAUCCAUUUAUUAUGAAUCUGACUUUUUCUAAAGCGUUGACAUUCAAACAUGCCAAUCUUCUAGGUCAUUUAGGGCAUAGAUAUUUAUAAAAUCUCUUGUUCUCUCUCUGUAGUUAAGUGUUUUCAGUUCUUUUUUUUUUUGCACUAGGCAUUAUGUUGGUUGGAAAGAUUUACUGCGGAUUUGUAACCAAAACAAGAGGUUGAAAAAAAAUAAUUGGAAGACUAAUGAAGAUCUUGCACCAUGAAAUGGGUUGAGAAGCUAUGCAACAUUUGGAAUUGGAAGACGGCACAACGAUACAUUGUUUCUAUCAUUUCUAGUUUGCUGAAGUGCUCCUUUUUUUGUACUUUUUUAAUAGACCAUUUGCAUUGACAUGUUUGCUUAAUAAAUGUUUUUUUUCCUUAAA
Anguilla rostrata (American eel) is the source of this 6787-nucleotide messenger RNA. It is a transcript of the gene cipca, whose product is annotated as CLOCK-interacting pacemaker a. NCBI's taxonomy places the organism in Eukaryota, Metazoa, Chordata, Actinopteri, Anguilliformes, Anguillidae. Bases 1318 to 2463 code for a protein of 381 amino acids. Gene Ontology annotation, cellular component: nucleus. The record is from RefSeq and is a predicted model, not a curated record. The transcript is spliced from 4 exons. Gene Ontology annotation, biological process: negative regulation of DNA-templated transcription; negative regulation of circadian rhythm.